AUGUCGGUUCAAGGAAGACUCGCCGCCAUGGGAAAACUUGAUAUCCCAUUUGAUAUCUUCACUCUGAUCUACACAACACAGUUCUUCUUCACUCCGAUUUUCGCAGCUUUCAUCAACAAAAUCAAGUUCAAUAGAUGGGUCGUGAUCUCUGUAAUCUUAGCAAUCGUCACCGGAGCUCUCACUCUCUCCUCCUCCUUCGGCGGCGAAAAACGUGAAGCGGAGAAGAAGAAAGAGAAGGUGGACGUGGAAGGUUUUGAUAGGUAG
Arabis nemorensis is the source of this 264-nucleotide messenger RNA. The record is from the annotation of a GenBank genome assembly. NCBI's taxonomy places the organism in Eukaryota, Viridiplantae, Streptophyta, Magnoliopsida, Brassicales, Brassicaceae.